AUGAAGCUUUUCAACGCUAAAGAAAUUGACGACUACAAGAGCCACAUUCUCAUGGCCGGCCUGCGCGGCGGUGCCCUUGGUGGCAUGGUUUCUGCCGGCAUGUGGCAGUUCUGGCUGCGUAAAAAGACGUUUAUCACUGCUGGAUUCGUUCGCACGCUGACGCUUGCCGCCCCUGUACUGCUGUUUGGCGUCACCAACAUGGAGGUCGCUUCGCGUGACUUCGAAAUGGCCAAGAACUACUCUGAGGCCUCCGAGAAGACCGCUCUCAAGGCUGAGGGCCAACAGGACGAUACCUUCCUUGGCUGGUGCAAGACUAACAAGUACAAGCUGGUCGCUGGAGGCUGGGCUGCCAGUAUGGUUGGAUCAUACGUCAUUGUCAACCGCGACAAGUACAUGACCAAGGCUCAAAAGAUCGUGCAGGCCCGUGUCUAUGCACAGGGUCUGACUGUGAUCAUGUUGCUGGCAACCGUCUUCAUGUCCGCCGGCAAGCAGUCCACCCGUCAAGCCACUCCUGAGCAACAGGAGGACAGCUGGAAGGGCGAUCUACAGUUUGUCGAACAGGAGCAAAAAUAA
Molecule: messenger RNA, 573 nt
Organism: Wickerhamiella sorbophila
Lineage: Eukaryota; Fungi; Ascomycota; Dipodascomycetes; Dipodascales; Trichomonascaceae
Product: Respiratory supercomplex factor 2, mitochondrial
Exons: 1
Coding region: 1-573 (190 amino acids)
Biological process (GO): mitochondrial respiratory chain complex IV assembly
Cellular component (GO): mitochondrial inner membrane
Source: RefSeq, a predicted model, not a curated record